Humulus lupulus (European hop) is the source of this 2672-nucleotide messenger RNA. RefSeq lists its product as uncharacterized. The transcript has 2 exons. Gene Ontology annotation, molecular function: Hsp70 protein binding; ribosome binding. The record is from RefSeq and is a predicted model, not a curated record. Bases 305 to 2260 code for a protein of 651 amino acids. Lineage: Eukaryota; Viridiplantae; Streptophyta; Magnoliopsida; Rosales; Cannabaceae. Gene Ontology annotation, cellular component: cytosol. Gene Ontology annotation, biological process: 'de novo' cotranslational protein folding; regulation of translational fidelity.
ACUUUUCUUUUAGUUGUCAGCACCCAGCUCUUUUGCUUGCCUCCAGUCACGAAUUAGGGCAUUUGAGCUUUCUUUUCCUUAUACUGCUAUUCCUAUACAUACAUAUAUAUACAAACUAACUGCACCAUCUUACUCCUACCAACUCCGGCCGAACCCUUUUUCUUUCUCUGAUCUUAUUCUUCUUCCGCUCAGUUGCACCAUCGCAAGAGUUCUUUUCUUAUUGAAUUGUGCUUUGUUGGUGCAUUUUGGAGAGGACCUGCUACACGUUCUUGACUAAGAGGGUACUGAAAUUUUUGCAACUAUAAUGGAAGUCCGAUCAAACUUGCGGCGUAUUUUAUACUCACAAGAGCUUGUAGAUGGAAAACCAAUUCAAGUUUCUUCAAAUUGCCUUCCUAUCCAGGCGUCCAAGUAUGAACCAGCUGGGCAUUCCUUCCAUCACGUGGCUCUUAAACUUCGUGGUCAUGUGGAAAAAGUUGUGGAUGAUGGAGAUAAGAAAGUGGCUGAUGAAAAGGAACAAACUUCCCUGCCAUCUGAUUCUUACAGCAGCAAAGGUAAAAAGAAAUCUGGUGCUGAAGACAGUCAACAAGAUCAUUAUGCAUUGUUGGGUUUGGCCAAUUUAAGAUACCUUGCCACCGAGGAUCAGAUAAAAAAAAGCUACCGUGAGACUGCCUUGAAGUAUCACCCUGACAAGCAGGCUGCUCUUCUUCUUGCUGAGGAAACUGAAGCUGCCAAACAAGCAAAGAAGGAUGAGAUUGAGAGCCACUUCAAGUCUAUCCAAGAAGCUUAUGAAGUUUUGAUUGAUCCUGUGAAAAGAAGAAUUUAUGAUUCCACAGAUGAGUUUGAUGAUGAGAUUCCAACAGACUGUGCCCCACAGGACUUCUUCAAGGUGUUUGGUCCAGCUUUCAUGCGUAAUGGGCGGUGGUCUGUUAAUCAACCGAUCCCAUCUUUUGGUGAUGACAAGACCCCAAUAAAUGAAGUGGAUAGUUUCUACAACUUUUGGUACACCUUUAAAAGCUGGAGAGAGUUUCCACAUGCUGAUGAGUUUGAUCUUGAGCAAGCUGAGUCUCGUGAUCACAAGAGAUGGAUGGAGAGGCAGAAUGCAAAACUGUCAGAAAAGGCUAGAAAGGAAGAAACUGCAAGGAUUCGUACUCUUGUUGACAAUGCCUAUAAAAAAGACCCCAGGAUCCAGAGGAGGAAGGAAGAGGAGAAAGCUGAGAAACAGAGGAAAAAGGAGGCCAAAUAUCUAGCAAAGAAAUUGCAGGAGGAAGAAGCAGUGAGGGCUGCUGAAGAAGAGAAGCGUCGAAAAGAAGAGGAAGACAAACGAGCUGCUGAAGUAGCUUUACAGCAGCGGAAGGUGAAAGAAAAAGAGAAGAAACUCUUGCGCAAAGAACGGGCUCGACUUCGCACACUCUCAGGAUCUGUUGUAACACAGAAAUCAUUCAGUAUCUCUGCAGAUGAUGUAGAAAGUCUUUGUAUGUCACUUAACACGGAGCAGCUGAGGAAUUUAUGUGAAAAGAUGGAGGGGAAAGGACCAUUGGAGAUGGCAGAAGUUCUUAGAGAUGCACUUGGAUAUAGUAGCAAUUUGGAGACUAGAAAAGAAGACCAGAAGAAAGCUGAAACGCAGAAUGGUUCUGUGGAUACUAAUGGAACUACUCCAGGAACUAUUCCAUUUAGCAGCUCUGAGAAGAAAGAAAAACCUUGGGGCAGAGAAGAGAUUGAGCUCUUGAGAAAAGGAGUGCAGAAAUUCCCCAAAGGAACAUCUCGGAGGUGGGAAGUUAUUUCUGAUUACAUUGGCACUGGGAGAACCGUAGAAGAGAUUCUGAAGGCAACCAAAACAGUGCUCCUACAGAAGCCUGAUUCUGCCAAAGCUUUUGAUUCAUUUCUGGAAAAGAGGAAGCCUGCACCAUCAAUUGCGUCGCCACUUACAACAAGGGAGGAAGCAGGAGUAUCAAUCCCACAGGCGACGGAAAAUGGUACUGCACCGACAGAAGCUCCACAAGAUUUACCAAACGGUGGUGCAAAUACCCAGAGUCCUAAUGAUUCCAGUGCUGUAAAUGGUGUAACAUCUAGUUCAGAUCAAGACGUGUGGUCUGCAGUGCAAGAAAGAGCUCUGGUUCAAGCUCUGAAAACCUUCCCGAAGGACGCAAACCAGCGAUGGGAGAGAGUUGCUGCUUCAGUUCCAGGGAAGACUGUGAAUCAAUGCAAGAAGAAGUUUGCUGUAAUGAAGGAUCGCUUCAGAAGCAAGAAAACUGCUGCCUAGUUAGUUAGUUUUUCGGCUGCAAGAAAAGGCUCGAAAGUAAUUUUGUCAUCGGGUAUUCUAAUAUUAUUUCAAAUUCUUUCAAGUUAGGGGAUUGUUCAGGCUACAAUAUGUUCCCCCUAGCUCGAGGGUUCUUCUUGACUCCGGUUACUGCCAUCCGGAUUUUGAUGUAAUGCCUUGCCGGUUUUACAGCUAAUUUGGAAGAGGGAGAUUUUAUUUAUUUGGUAUUGUUUCUUCACUAUGCUUUAUACUUUUUACAGUAAUAUUAGAUUAAUUGCAUUGUACUGAGAUAUGAUGGUCAUUGUUCGUUAUGAAAUGAGAGACCUUGUUGAAAUCAAAUUGAUGCUUACUGGCCUAGGCAGAGUUGCUCUUCAUUUUGUAAUCCAUGUCUGAUUUUAUUGAUGAGCAUUUAUUA